GAAAGACAUCUGCCACCCCGCGUAUCCGAGCACAUCCGAAGCAGCUGUACGGCAUAAUGUGGCUGCUUCUGUUGGUACUUCCGGUUGCCAAGCGAUAGGCUCAGCGACGUAACGUUUGCGGAACGCUUUGGGUGCUCGCGGAAUUUAAUUUCUGUCUCAGGUCAAGUUGUGAAUUUUCUACAUCUGCUAAUAUUUUUGCGCGCGAUAUAUUACAUAUAUGUUCCGAACAUUCAUUUAAAUUGCAGAUCCUUUGCAAGCUUGGAAUUAAAGUUAAAAGCCUGCGAGUUUACUUCCCGUAUUCAAUCUAUUAUUUAUUAUAUAUUAAGCAAAUUCAUUUGAAAUUGCAAGUAACAAGGAUCGUAAUAAAUAAAUUUGAUCUUAUCUUGCAUUAUUUCAGUAAAACCUGUCGCAAUUAGAUCAUAAAUAUACCGAUAAAUUGCUCCGCUAAUCCGCGCGUAUCGAUCGCUGAGGUAAACAGCCGCAUAAUGCAUUUCAUUUGAAGUGGAAAUAAAAUCAGAGCGCAGUAGGAUUAUGUCCGGACGCAUUUAUCAGACGUUAUGCAAAGAUGAAAAAUCCACAAAAUAAUUACAUAUCAUCCUAGAUCUUAAAUUAUUCCCGGUUUUCUUUUCUCUUCUAGUCGUAAGCAUAGCGUUCUCCAGAUAUUUUCAAGCGAGAAAUAAUGAAAAAUAAUAAAUUAACACACAUCGAUUAUUGAUCCACAGAUCUAUUUAUUCGGUUGUUGAGAAUCUCCCAAACAUCAUGUCUGUUGAGUGAGAUCCGUGGAUAUUCGGUGGGAUCCGGUCAGGUGGUUCGACCAGGUGGGUCAAAUGGUGGGGGUACAUGCUCGAGGAUGCAGUCGGGGGAGACGUUAGUUCACCUCCGGAGGGGAAGGUCGCCGGGUCGAUCGGUUCUGCCCGCCGCGCGGGUAACGAACGUGGUUUCUCUCUCAGGUUUCGACCAUCCUUAGUCCCGCAUUAUCUUUCGUAACUCUAUUAUUUAUAUCGUAAGUUUGUCGCGCAAAUUUCAUCGAUAGAAUCGAUCACGUUUCGUUAUUCGGGGUACAACGGCGAUUUCGGUGGUCACUCAGACAUGCUUCGAUCGAUACUGAAACGGUGAUUGGAGAGAGCGUGCGGUAUGAAUAAAGAAGCGGAUAAACGAGAUGCACAAGAAAAUCUUCAACUUGAUCUCAAUAGAGAAGAUUCCUAUUUCAUUACUUCGAAAUGAACAGUGCAGUGUCUAAGAAUCAUUGAUCUUUUUCACGAUUCCUCCUACGAUGAAGUUAAACCGAAUACGGACUUUAUUCAUGCGGAUAAAUGAAGGACCGUAAAGUAUUUUAAGCGGCGCUCAAGAAUCAUCGAUCUUCAUCUCUCGAAUCACAAUACGGAUUAAAUCACGUAACCACGUAAAUUCGCACCCGGAUGUUUGAGGUAAAUAGGUGAAUGGAGCGUGUAUUAUUGUGUCGCAAUUCACCAGACUUUUCACUCUAGUGACCUUGUUUCGAGUAACGGGGACAAUUCGCGAAUUAGUAAAUUGCGCAUCCGUAAUAAUAGACUUUUCGUUCGACUCGGGGAAUAUGUAACAGUGAAUUACGAUGUGCUAAGUGCAAAAAGCGCCGAAGAAGUAACAACCGACCGAUCGAUAACGCGGUAAGCUUCCGCGAUCGAUAUCCUCGAAUAGAAGUGCAACGGUGCGUUGCACUCGCGGAAAGUCGUCGUCAUCUUCCUCGAUAGCGGUGAUAAUGUUGCCAACAGUGAUGGAGCGAUCUGUUUACAUCUUACAUCUACACGAAUACAUUGAGCGCAAUGUCAGGGCGGCCGUCCGCCUCCGGUAGCGGUCGAGCGCGAUUGACGAAGAAGCGCGAUAUUCGAGUAAAAAAUUCAACGGAAAAAUCGCCAACGAUCUAUUGUGAUUCGUGUAAGUUUAAAGUUAAUCAAUGGCGCCCAAUAGCUCGGCACUGCCCACGCACGAUCGUUUGACGUCCACGAGGGAGAGUCGAUUGUGACAUCAUCGCAUUAUCUUCGUAUCAAAUGCGUCUGACGUGUGUCAGAGUAUUCAUCUGAGUGUUUUAUAUCGAUCGGAAUACGCGAGUUUAAUCCGCGAAACGGGGCAGAAGUGACGUUUGCCGUGCUGUGCCGUGAGUGGAACGCCGAUAAUUCGCGAUGCUGCCCAAGAAGGACAAUCAGACAGAGCCGUACGUUCUGGAAGACAUGAUAUCGGAUCUCCAAGCGAGAAGACACUCGCUGGACCACGAGGACGUUGUGCAGGAUCCCACCGAGCUGCUGAAGCAACGCGAGAGAGACCUCGUCUUGGCCGCUGAACUCGGCAAAGCUUUGCUCGAGAGGAAUCAGGAGCUAACGAAGCAAGCUGAGGCCUUAACUGAGGAAUAUUCCACCAAAUUGGAAAGUUUGGAGCAAGAAAGGCAUCUACUGCGAAGGAAACUCGAGGAAGCUAGAGAUGACAGCGAAGCAAGGGCCUUAGAGCUUCAGGGCGACGUGAAAACCCUCAGGAGUCAGUUGGAGGAGCAAAAUGAGAGGGCAAGGAGGGCGGAACGCGAUCAAGCCGCUCUCGUCGCGGAGUUGACGGCGCAAAACACAAGACUGGCCAAUCAGCUAAGGGAAGCCGCCAGACAGGAAGAGCAAUUGCUUGCCGAGAUGAAAGUCCUGAGGGAAAAAUGCGCUCUCAGGAGCACGAGCCUGCAGGAUCACGUCAGCAGCUUGGAGAUUCUCAGGGACGAGGUACAACUGGUAUCGGCACAAAGGACUGAGCUAGAAAGGCGAUCCUUGGAACUGCGAGAGGAGAGGGCCAGGGCGAUUGCAGCUCUCGAGGAAGCCGAGGAGAGAGCCGCGGCCUUGGAGCGGCUCAGCCACGAGGCGGAACACCGUGCGAGAGUGGCUGAGCAAGAGAGGGACGAAUUGUCAUCGGCAUUGGCAGCCAUCGAGGCAGAAAGGAGAGCCCGCUCCGGCUCGAUACAGAAGCCACCGCGGUCUCUACAGGCAGAAAUGGAAUGCGAGGAGAGCGGCAGCUCGUUGGAGGAACAGGAGGAUAGAAGUUUGAAGACGGAAAUGGCGAGGGCGACGAAAAGGCUGAGGGAGCUGUGUGCUCAUCUGCGACGAGGUGAAGACGACUCGGGUCUGCAGAGCGACUGCGACGAAUCUAUGCUGGUGAUCAAUCUCAACAACUCCGAGCCAGAAGUAAACACGAAUGAACGAGAAGCUCAUUCUUCGCCGACGAAUUGCCCGGGCGCGCUGCUAGAGCUGGUCGAGGAGGUUUAUAAUCUCGCGCUGUCGGGCAGAGGGGCACCCGGUGAACUAGGAAUGGCGGUGGAGCUGCAUAGGGUACGAGAGGAAUUAGAGCAUUCACGGGAUCAGUGCAGGAUACAGGAGGAAGAGCUGAAACGACGCGGCGACACGAUUCUGGAGCUGACGAGCAAACUUAGCGUCUGCGAGGCGGAGCUGCGUGGAGUCAAGGAGGAACGCGACCGGGCCAGAGGCGAUAUCGAGCACUCCGAAUUGACAAAGGAUGAGAUCGUGGCGAAGGCUUACAAGGUGCGGGAUCAAGCGGUAGCCAGGCAAAAUAGGGUGGAGGUGGAACUAGCCAGAACACGAAUAGACAUCCUGCAGGCGGACAGCCAGCUGAAGGAGGCGAUCAAGCAGAAAGUCGAACUAAGUCAGCAACUGGAACAGUGGCAGAUGGACAUGCAGGCGCUCCUGGACGAGCAUGUGCGAAGCAAACUGACCCCGGCUUCGCAAAUCGUCGCCACGAGAAACGGCGAGAACUCGGACAUGUCGGCACCGGCCAGGAAGAAGAGGAGCACUGGCUCGACGAAGAAGAUGUUCGGUCUGUUUUGACGAAAGUGACGUAGCGCGAUGGCUUCGUUGCAUUGAACUGAAGCGAUCGCGACUGAUGUAGACUGUACUUUUGGUUCCUGCACAGUUAUCUCGUUAUAGAAAAAGACAUAAAAUGGAGAGAGAAAAGAUAGUGCGAAUUUAGGAGUAUUUACUAUUUUAAAGACGAUUAAAUAUGGACACUCAGCUCAAUUAUAAUGAAGAGAGAGAGAAUGUUUCAGAUUAUCUUCUGUCAUUCUUUUAAAGUUAUUCUAAAUGACUUUAUUUUCAUGGCUCUUGCGUUAUAUGGACAGACAUCGAAUCUGGAUUAAUCUUAAACUGGCGAUAAUGUAAUUAAAAAGACUAAGAUUAGCCGCUCUCGAAUUAGAUUCAUAUGGACUUAAGGGCUUUGCGAUUUGCCCUGACAUGAAACAUUCGAAUAUAUAGGUGCAUGACAUAUUUACAAAUGUUUACAUUAGUCACGAUGAAACACCUUGGGGAGUCUAUUAUAUCGGUGCUGAUGCCCGCGUGUCGACACCGAUUACAAUUUAAGUGACGCAUAACAUUCCACUUUCCCUAGUCGAUUUUUCAACCAGGGAAAGUCACGAAUCGCGACUCUUCUCGAAUCGUUCUCGUGCUAAAUUGUUGCGAAUGUAUUUUUCAUCUUCAUCUUGAGAUUAGUCGUGGUUUUUACGUGUCAUUUUUUAUCAAGCGGCUCGAUCGAUGUAAUUCACCAGAGACUGUUAUUAUUGUUCAUUUAACUUUGUAGACUGUUGAUGCAAAAAAUCUAAUGGCAUAAAAUUUUGCAUUAUGCUGCUAACGUGGAAUCAGCAAAAUGAACUCUAUUUUAUCAAAAAUAGAAGAUUCUUGUCAAGGUUUUCUCUUCAAAGAAUUGAAAUUUAAUUAUAUAAUUUAAAAAAUAUUCCUUUUCCUCAAAAAGUAAUUUUAUAUAUAUAUGCCGUUUUUAAUUCUGAAAUUUCUUCAUUGCAAACAUUUUUCUAAUUUUCUAAUUUCGUCUUUAUCGUAUUUUAUUUUUAUUCUUAAAGAUUAGAACGGUUAUUGCCUACGAUCGAGCUUUACUCAAGACAGUAUUGAUUGGUCACGAUUCUUACUUGAGACAGAAAAAAAAAUUAAUCAUCGAAAGGUGAUGAAAGA
This is a messenger RNA of Formica exsecta, 4979 nucleotides long. RefSeq names its product bicaudal D-related protein homolog. The transcript is spliced from 7 exons. Lineage: Eukaryota; Metazoa; Arthropoda; Insecta; Hymenoptera; Formicidae. The record is from RefSeq and is a predicted model, not a curated record. The coding region runs from base 2160 to 3848 and encodes 562 amino acids.